AUGUCCACUACUAUCUUAAAUGGAUGUGCCAUCGUUCUAUCAGGCAAGUUUGAACAAGGCUCUCAAUCAUAUCUCCAGUCAAUCAUCAAAAUACAUGGCGGAACGUUCGGCUCAACCAUCACCAAAGGGACUACACACCUUGUUGUGACUGAGGUUGACUACGAACGCGAGAGCGCCAAAGUGACCGCUGCACGAGCGAGAGACGAUAUUGAAAUCACCACCUGGGAUUGGAUUGAAGAAUGUAUCAAAGAGAAAAAACUAGUCGACCCGAAGAAGUAUCUGCCUGGUGGCAAGCCAGUAGAGAUGGACAUUGAAAUAACAAAGGAACAGGAUAGCCAGGAUGAUAAUUCAACACAGAACAUUAAUGAACAUGAAACUGACCAGAACGUCCCUGUAAAGAAGAAGAAACGACAAACUCGAAAGAAGACAAAAGAUGAUGAUCAACCUAAGAUCGAUUCAACCGACAACAACCAAACUACCAACACUGAUGAAAAUCACGAUGAACAGAAGCUUCCAGCUAGAAGGAAACGGCAAACAAGAAAAAAUUCAGUGAAAGACAGCGGUCAACCUACGACUGACAGGUCAACUGCAAAAUUAAACGAAAAUGAGGAUGAACAGGAAAUUCCGGCAAAAAAGAAGCGACGAACAGGGAAGAACGCAGCGGCGAAAGUUGAUGAUAAUAUUCCGACCACCACUACGGACAACGACGCCAAUUUGAAUACUAACGCGAACGACACUUCCGACUCUAACACGAAAAAGGCCAAGAAACGCAAGACAGCUGCCAGUGACCCCGUCGAAGAGCCAAAGAUGGUCACGGUAAUCAAAAAAGGAAAAGCUCCCGUCGAUCCAAACUUCCAUUCUCAUGAAAACUAUCAUGUCUACACGGAUAACCUUGGUCAUAUAUGGGAUUGCGUUCUCAAUCAAACUAAUGUAGGUGCGAACAAUAACAAAUUCUUUGUUAUACAACUUCUCAAACAUGACAGUGGCGAAACUGGCUACGUGACUUACACUCGCUGGGGGCGUGUUGGAUACACUGGACAAUCAAAGAUCCAUGGUCCUACAAGUGAAUGGGAAGCAAGAGACGAAUUCGAGAAAAAGUUUAGAUCAAAGACGGGUAAUAAGUGGGGAGAUGUUCUUGCUGAUCCAAACAAUUUUGUAAGUUAUAAAGGAAAGUACAUGUAUCUGCAAAGAGAUUAUGGCGAUGAUCCAGACGGAUUGGAACAAGCCCGAGAAGAAAGAAGAAAGGCGAAAAUACCAGAGAGCAAGUUACAUCCGCUUGUUCAGGAUGUGAUCAGGAUGAUGUUUGAUGUUGGAUUAUGGGCUGACGCUUUAGUCUCUAUGAAUUAUGAUCAGCGAAGAUUACCACUUGGUAAACUCUCGAAGAAUACUAUCAACCAAGGUUACGAGAUCUUGCGAAAAAUCGAGAAAGUGAUUGACGGAGAAGUGCGCGGCAAUUUGGUCGAACUAUCCAAUGAAUUUUACACAGUUAUUCCUCACAGUUUUGGUAUGAGCGUUCCGCCCGUCAUUAACUCUGUAGAGAUGUUAAAGGGAAAAGUCGACAUGGUGGAAGCGCUCGGUGAAAUACAAAUCGCAACUUCUAUUGUCAGUGAAGCUGAGGAGUCAAAUACCAUCAAACAUCCGAUUGAUGCCAACUACGAACGUCUUAACCUUGCUAGGAUGCAUCCACUUGACCAUGAUAGCGAGGAAUUCAAAAUACUUGAAAAAUACGUGAGGAAUACUCAUGGAGAUUCGCAUAAUUGGUUCAACUUGAAGAUUCUUGAAGUUUAUGAUAUAGAACGUCAAGGAGAGCGCGAAAAGUUCAAGAAGUUGCACAAUUGCAUGCUGCUAUGGCACGGAUCACGAAAAACCAAUUUUGCUGGUAUUCUGAGUCAGGGUCUUCGUAUUGCUCCUCCGCACGUUCCACAUUCUGGCUACAUGUUUGGAAAAGGUGUCUAUUUUGCAGAUUGCGUAUCAAAGUCAGCAAAUUACUGUUGCGCAAGUGGAAACGAUGUCGCGUUUAUGUUGUUGUGCGAGGUUGCGCUUGGGGAUAUGUUGGAAUUGGUCUCGAGUGACUAUGAUGCGGGCAAUCGCGUGAAGAACGAAGGAAAGCAUUGUACAAAGGGAUUAGGUACGAUCGAGCCCGAUUUCAGCGAUGUCACGUACUUGGACGAUGUUAUUGUCCCUUGCGGAAAGACUGUGAGAAAGGAAGGGAGAUAUCUACAGUAUAAUGAAUACAUCGUCUAUGAUACCAAUCAAGUACUGCAAAAGUAUUUGUUGAAAAUGAAGUUCGAUUUUAAAUCACUUUACAGAUAA
Messenger RNA from Paraglomus occultum, 2313 nucleotides. Lineage: Eukaryota; Fungi; Glomeromycota; Glomeromycetes; Paraglomerales; Paraglomeraceae. The record is from the annotation of a GenBank genome assembly.